GACCAGGCCAACUCCAGUUCAUCGUCAAGCAGUUGGGGAAGGACCCCACGGAAACUGGAGUCGCGUGGUUUGCUGUUGAGACGAGUGGAAGUGGGAACUCAAGGGAGCACAGCCUCAAGUACCGAAGCCGAAGCAAGUCAGGCGCCCUACGCGAGCAGCUUUCCCACUUCGAGUGCGGGGUAUGAAUCGUCUUCGCAAGACCGCGCUCUUCAUGAGGAUGUGUUGGGGGCGGCCGCGCCAACCCCCGAGCGUAUGCUUUCGCUCGCUCUGGGCCAGCCAGAGCACUGGUCCUUGAGGGAGCAACCUACAGCUUCAGUUAGAAGCCAUACACGUGGGACGUGUGUGCCUUGUGUGUUUUUCGUUGUCCACAACCACUGCCACUUCGGAGACAAAUGUGGUUGCUGCCACGACGUCAGCCACAGGAACCCUGCGACUCUGCAGCGUUUUCAGUUUGCUGCUUCUGAUGCAGUUCGGCAAGCAGUGCGACCGGAUCCAGAGGGCAAGCCCAAGGGCAACUCAAGUUCGGCGCCGAAUCUGCAGCCACCAAGACCCGAAGCGCAGCGGUUCCGCGCUGGAGAAAGAGCUGCCUCCUGGAGAUCCUUGGGAUUGAGCGAAUGGUUGGAGGACGUCGACCAAGGAAAGGGCCUGCUCCACCAGUACAGGGCCCGCUUGUUGGCACAUUUCGACAGCUUGGAACAGAUCCUCGGCCUGUACAUGGUUCGACGAUCAGACGGACACUGGACGCUAGACCAGCUCUUCUAUCAUGACCUAAAGAUCGACAAGGUAGGGCACCGGCGCCUCUUCGAGAAGUGGUUUAAAAAUCGCUGCUUGGCAGCAAAAAAGAAAUCGAAAGACAGCAUCCGUAGAGUUUAA
Messenger RNA from Symbiodinium sp. CCMP2456, 873 nucleotides. NCBI's taxonomy places the organism in Eukaryota, Dinophyceae, Suessiales, Symbiodiniaceae. The record is from the annotation of a GenBank genome assembly.